Molecule: messenger RNA, 1487 nt
Organism: Cheilinus undulatus (humphead wrasse)
Lineage: Eukaryota; Metazoa; Chordata; Actinopteri; Labriformes; Labridae
Product: protein FAM104A-like
Exons: 3
Coding region: 662-1042 (126 amino acids)
Source: RefSeq, a predicted model, not a curated record
CUCGCAGCGACUUUGGCAUCCAGUAAUAAUGACAAGCUGACUAUGGCGCACCAAACCACGCAGGAAAACGAGUCAUUCUGCGAGGGACAUCGCUAAAAAUAAUUUAAAUCCUCUCAUACUUUUUUAAAAUUUCUUUCUUGGGAGUGCUGUCAAGUCCAGGGAACAGUUAACUACACUUAACGUCAAGUGGACGGAUACGUAAGCGGAAGAAGUUUCCGUUAGCACAGUACAGCAGUAGUUAGCUAGAGAAGUUAGCUUGACAAUUUGCUGAUUUCACGGUCAGGUAGCAGCGGGUAGGCUGCUGUCAUGCCCUGGGUGACACAAGAUUCACGGCAACGAGAAUAGACACUGGAUAGCUGAUUCAGUCAGCUCAGGCGCCCAGAGGCAGUUUGUACCAGAACCGAGGCGUAGGCAGGGCGGAGUGGACUAUCGAGCAGUGACAGGGCUGAGUUAACCCAACAGAGGUUUGAGCUUUCCUGCGUCGAUUAAGGCUUCAGCCAUCUGGAUUACUCAUUCAUACAUCCAGGUUUUUCUGCCGUGAUGACUUCGAACUGAGCCAUACUGAUGAUCGUGGAGCUGUAAACACAGCCUCAGAAAAAACAUCACUGAAUCCAGAUAACAAGGAGAAACAACCUUCUUCUUUGCCAAAAAGACUGCAGAAAUGCUGACUGACAGCAGGAAAAGACACCGUAGCUGCGACAGUGAGGAGGGCCAGCAGCUAAGUCCUCAGGCUAAAAAGUCAGGCGGGGGUUCAAGCCUGCUUGUGUCAGAUUUGGAUUCAGAGUCUUCCAGCAGCGACAGCAGUAAUGGGAUCAGUAGUCCAGAAAGAGCAAUAGUAGUCACCACCAGGCCGUGCAUACACAGCCAGAGCAACUGCAUCACCCAGAACUCCCUAAGCCCAAAGCCUGAAGAUGCUGCAGGCUCCUCACAGCGCGGUAUCCAUGGCGACAGCAGCAAUGUCUCCUACUACCACAUCAACAGAGUCCUGAGGGAGGCGCACUUCAGUAGUCUGCAGACCAGAGGGCGUCCGGGCUCGACAUGACCGAGACCCCUGUCCCCUCCCUGACCUUUUUCCCCUUCGGCCAUCAGCGCUGACAUCACCGGCAUGAUGGGUCCUCUUCAAAGCCUCAAAGCAACACCCUCGGGUCAGGGGGGAGGGGACGAUUGGUGGGGAGGUUUACAGAAUUUUUGGGCACAAAGGCUCAUCCCCACCUCGCCAUGUACCAUUUGUCAAGACCAUAAGCACAUCCGCCUUUCCAUGGCCCAGCCACUGUGGUUUUCUGUGCAGUAUUGAUGUGUAUGUGUGUUUUUGUGUGUGCGUGGGAGUGUGUUUGUGUGUGCACGCACUCUUUGCACUUUAUAGAGAGGUAUCAUUCUCUUUACAUGCGUGCGUCGAUGCGUGGACAUUUCCAUUGGUGCUAAUCACAAGGAAAGUGUGAUGAUCCAAAGUGCUCGCAAAAUGAAAUAAAGCUAAGCACUUUACUCAA